Molecule: messenger RNA, 864 nt
Organism: Chilo suppressalis (striped riceborer)
Lineage: Eukaryota; Metazoa; Arthropoda; Insecta; Lepidoptera; Crambidae
Source: the annotation of a GenBank genome assembly
AUGAGUGCUAUAGCCCAGCAAGAAUCUCUCGUGAAGGAGAGUUUAUUUCAGUUCAUCACGAAAAACUUUCCGACUGCGGAUUUAAACGUUAUCGACGAUAUAGUACUCGCAUACGUGAUAUCAAUUCUAGAAGAAGCUUCCCAGGACCCCUGUUUCGAUGUAGAUGGCUUCAUAGAGAUGAUGGCAGCGUACGUUCCAGAGUUUGCCCGUAUAGAUGCUGGACAAGUAUGCUCCUGGGUGUUGGAGCUGGAAGCAGAACUGUCACGGAGAGAGGAAUCGGAUUCUAUGUCUAACAACGACGACUCCGCUGGCAGCGAUAAGAUCAGUCUGACACUUCAGAGUCUCAGUGAGAUGCUGCCUUCUGUACCCACCAAGAACAACAGAUCUCAUUCCAACUCGGAAAGCUCUGAGAACGCGGACAGUGGCAGACGGGCUGUCCUAGAGACCGAUGAACAUUCAGCCCAGUGUCGUGCUCUCCACGAGAUGUUCCCUAACACUUGUGCUAUGGAGAUAAAGCAUUGCGUCUCCAUCGGAGGAGGGGAUGUGGAGCGAGCCGCGGCGACAUUGUUACUGCGCAGGGAGCAAGGACAAUCUUUAGCCCCUGCGUUACUAGCCUCGCGACCCGGCGCUCGCUGCGACGAGAGCGAGCUGAAAUCGCGGAUUAUAGCGCGAUAUUCCUACGUCGAUAAAAACUCUGAUACCAAGGAACAUAAGCCUUUGGCUCCCAAAAUUGAGCCGAAAAAGAUGGUACGUUACCGGGACAACAAGAUCGUCUCUCUGAAGGGAGAGAGGUACACCGAGGUACCAAAGUCCGGCAUCGACGAGGAACACUUAAAGAAGCCCAAAAAACAGCAUUGCCCUUAA